CCGCCCUCCAACUCAACAACGAUGAUGCCACGCCCAUGUACGGUAGGAGCCUGUGUUGUGAUCACGGUAGCGGCGGUCGUGGUGGGCGGCCUCGCUGGUCCAUCGCGCGCCCACACCUACGGCUCCGAAUGCGAGACGCUGCCCUCCACCAUGCCACGAAAUUCGACGGCGGACGCAGGACGCCUCGUCAGGACCUGGGAGGAGGACCUGGCCGUGAACAAGUGCAGAGGGCGCGCGUGCCGUGCCAAAGUGCAGCCCUCCGUCAACACUCCUUCGGGAUUCCUGAAGGACUGCCGUUGCUGCCGCGAGACCCACCUCCGCGCGCGCGACGUGGUGCUCACCCACUGCUACGACGGCGACGGCAACCGCAUCACUGGCGACAACGGCAAGCUCACCGUCAAGCUUCGCGAGCCAGCGGACUGCCAGUGCUUCAAGUGCGGGAAUUCGAUCCGAUAAGGAGGAGUUCGAUCCCCCUCCGAUGCCCGGAUGUCGUGUUGGAACUCCACUCGACGCGUGAUUGGCCGUUCGACUUCUGCUCUCGAUUGAUAACAUAGUUCUACCUCUGCGAUUUAUUUUUGAUCUUCAGUGAUAGAUAGAAUGACUUUUAAUCACGGCCGUUUAAUGAACAUAAUUAUAGUUACAACAGUGUUACGGGGCAAGUGUCCAAACUCUCAUUAGGCCUAUAAUUUAACAAGUGAUGAAUAGAGAUUUAUUCAUCUGUUUCCACCAUGGGGGGAAUUCCACUGAAAAUUUUCCAAAAGAAAAAAAGCCCUGCAAUGUCGAGAGCACUCAAAACAUUCACACAUAAUUUCACUGCUAUAUUCAUCCACAAGCUCACGUUUUACCCCUUUGUCAUUUAUGUCAAAUAAUACUCAUGAAAACACAUGUAUAUCAUAAACCAACCUUCCUUCCUUGUAAAACAUGUUUAUAUAAUGACCUAGUACUGUUUCUUAGGCUAGUCGAUGUAGCAUACUUGAAGAAAAGGAGGAAAAGGAGACAUCAAAGGAUCUGAAAGUGUGCGUGACGAGUUCCUUUCCACUUCGAUUUUAUUGCAUUUUUUCUACGUCUGGCAAAUUGUCUAUGGCUUACUUGUGCAUCUUGAAAUAAACUGUUAUCUAACAGGCAUGAUCAA
Molecule: messenger RNA, 1132 nt
Organism: Penaeus vannamei (Pacific white shrimp)
Lineage: Eukaryota; Metazoa; Arthropoda; Malacostraca; Decapoda; Penaeidae
Source: RefSeq, a predicted model, not a curated record